AUGGAAGGAAACCUACUUCAGGGAACAAUUCCAGCAUCAAUGUCACAGAUGAAAGGCCUUCUAGUUCUUGAUGUUUCAAGAAACAACUUGUCCGGGGACAUCCCAGUCUUCCUCGCGGACAUGCAUGGGCUCGUUACCCUGAACAUGCCAUUCAACAAUUUUGAGGGUGAAGUUCCAAAACGUGGAUUAUUUCUGAAUGCAAGUGCAGCUCUCAUUGAAGGGAACUAUGGCUUAUGUGGAGGUAUACCACAAUUCAACUCGCAUACCUGCUCAAAUCAUACACCCAAGAAGUGGUCUCACAAGCUUGUCAUGUUGAUCUCAGUAGGCAGCGCAGUUUUUUGCAUCAUCUUAGUACUAUUUGCACUAUUUGCACGACGGAAAUUGAGAACCAAAUUUACAAAGACAAGACAGGUUCCAUCACUCCAUAGUGGACAGCAUAUGAGGGUUACCUAUGCUGAAUUAGUGAGAGCGACAAGUGGUUUUGCUUCUGAGAGCCUCGUAGGCAGAGGAAGCUUCGGCUCUGUGUACAAAGGAACAAUGAUGAAUGGAGAUCAGGAAGUGAUUGUCGCUGUGAAGGUGCUCAACCUCCAGCAGCGAGGGGCAUCUCAAAGCUUUGUUGCUGAAUGUGAGACUUUAAGAUGCAUCAGACAUCGAAACCUUGUGAAGAUAUUGACUGUCUGCUCAAGUAUUGAUUUCAGGGGUCUAGACUUCAAAGCUCUCAUAUUUGAGUUCAUGCCAAAUGGAAAUCUUGAUCAAAAGCUACACAGCCGUCUCCUGGAAGAUGGGAGGCAUGGGGUGCUCAGUCUCACCCAAAGGAUAGACAUUGCCAUUGAUGUAGCUUCAGCACUCGAAUACCUUCACCACAAUAAGCCAGUGCCAAUAGUUCAUUGUGAUCUUAAGCCAAGCAAUAUUCUCCUCGAUAAUGACAAGGUUGCCCAUGUGGGUGACUUUGGACUUGCAAGGUUCUUGCACCAGGAUGAUACUAGCCUCCCAGAGAUAUCAAGUGGCUGGGCUACAAGAAUGGGAACAAUUGGAUAUGCUGCCCCAGGUUUGCCAUUAACCACUGAUGUUCAUCUUUUAUGUACCAAUUUCUCAUUCGAAACUAAUUUCACAUACAUUUCUUUUCCAGAGUACGGUCAAGGAAAUGAAGCCUCGGUCUAUGGUGAUACCUAUAGCUACGGAAUACUGUUGUUAGAGUUGCUCACUGGUAAAAGGCCAACUGAUGGUGAGUUUCUGCAAGAUCUAAACUUACAUAGCUACGUCGAGAUAGCACUUAGAGACCAAGCCACCAACCUGGUCGAUCUGUGCUUAUUAUCUUCACUGGAGGAAGGGACAAAAAUGCGAGCUGCAUGCAUCAAUUCAGUUCUGCACAUUGGGAUAUUAUGUUCGAAGGAACUGCCAACUGAUCGCAUGCAGAUUGGGGAUGCUACGAGAGAGCUACUGGCGAUCAGAGAUAAGUAUCGCAUGCACCUAUUGAGUAAAGGUGGGUCCAUCUAA
Triticum turgidum subsp. durum (durum wheat) is the source of this 1497-nucleotide messenger RNA. The record is from the annotation of a GenBank genome assembly. NCBI's taxonomy places the organism in Eukaryota, Viridiplantae, Streptophyta, Magnoliopsida, Poales, Poaceae.